Symbiodinium sp. CCMP2456 is the source of this 4233-nucleotide messenger RNA. The record is from the annotation of a GenBank genome assembly. Lineage: Eukaryota; Dinophyceae; Suessiales; Symbiodiniaceae.
AUGGAGGUCCUGGUGGCCCCUGCCCGGCUUUGGGCCCGCUUGACAGCAAGGGCUGAGCAAGCCCUCAGUCGUGGCUUUCAGUAUGUGGGCAAGCUGUGCGCAAGACAUCCUUUGAAAUGCCUCUUCGUGUCCAUUUUAUUCUGCCUGGCGUUCGGCGCCGGAUUUACCCAGUUUGAGAAUGAGGAUGGGACUCGAGCUCUGUGGGUAGACCAACACUCAGAGCAGAUGAAGAAUCUCGAGUCUAUCGAAGGCCUGUUUUCAGACCCCAUUGGCAGCGAGGGUGGAGGCGAACGUCUUAUUGUAACUGCCAAAAAUGGUGGCAAUAUCUUGGACUAUGACACAUUCCUCGAUGUCUGGAGAGUUGUUGAUGACGUCCGUACUUUGGAGUUCAAGGGAGACGAUGGUGGGCUAGAGAGCUAUCCUUUCGUUUGUCACAGGGGAGGCACAGGCGACUGCAUUAUUGACGGCGUGCCGCGAUACUUUGCAACGCGGCCGCUUACGCAAGAAGACAUCCUGCGUGCCGUAAACCAGCCACAGUUUGCGGAUGGCAUGCCGACCUAUGCCGAAGACAGCUUGGGAGGCAUCCAAAAGAACAGCAGCGGCCAGAUCGUGGGAGCUUCUGCGGUCCGAGUCAUCUUCUAUGCCUGGUCCGACGGAUUUCAUCAGGCGUGGAUGGAUCACUUCGUGGAGAACUUCAAAACGAUCCAGCGCUACGAGCGGGUUUAUGUUUUUCUGCAGUCCGCUGGUUCCUUCGAGGACGAGCUCAGUCGCACUGUAAGUGCAGAUAUCCCGCUGUUCGCCUCUGCCUUUGUGCUGAUGUCUACUUUCUGUGCUGUUUUCAUUGGGAAGCCGUGCAGCUGGACUGCGAGCAGACGUCUCUUGGGUGUGUCCGACCUCUUACUCGUACUUGUAGCCUGCGUCGGCGGCUUCGGCAGUACCCUGUUACUUGGUGUACCGUUCACCGUCCUGACGCAGAUUCUGCCCUUCGUCUUGGUGGGCAUUGGUAUCGAUGAUGCCUUUGUUAUUGUCAAUGCCUUUGAUAGAACGGACGACUCUCUGGACAUUCCUGAGCGAGUCGGGCAAGCAAUGGGGCGAGUGGGUGUGUCUAUUACCCUCACAUCGCUCACGGACAUCGUUGCGUUUCUUCUUGGAGCCACUUGCGUCUUCCCGGCGAUACAGUUCUUCUGCUACUAUGCGGCUGUCUCUUGCUGUUUCGUGUGGCUGGUGCAUUGCACUGCCUUCUGCGCCAUGCUGUCUCUGGACGCUGCGCGCGCUAAGAGGCAGCUCCUGGAUCCGCUUUUCUGUGUGCCGGCAACGUCCUCCUGCCUUCCAGCCGAGCCGACGGACUCCGCGAAGACGGUGACACUCCUUUCAAGGAUGCUCGGGGGCAUUGUCCGCUUCUGUGUCCGUUCUACAUUAUCCAAGUUGCUCACAGUCUCUGUGUUUCUCGGCGUUGCUGGCAUCUCCCUCUGGCAAGUCAGCCUCGGCAUAGGAACUGAUUUCAAGCUCAUUGACCUGACACCGGACGGCAGCUACUUGAGCGAUUACUACACGCAGGAGGAGCGGUAUUUCGGUGGGAUCGCAAUUGGGCUGGCCGUGCCAGCAUCUUACUAUGUGAAAGGUCUCAACUUCAGCUCGCUAGAGGUCCAGCGGAAUCUCGAGCUCAUCGGUGCAGAGAUGCUGGCAAUGCGCAUGGUCAACGAAGAUCGGGGCCUCAGAAGUUGGCACACCAUCUUCAGCCUGUGGGCCUGGCAGAACCGUGGCAGCUUGGAUGUCUUGCCGCUGACGGCCUUCGAAGAAGUGCCCGGUGGGGCUUCCCGGCCGGGGUGCCGAGCGGGCCUUCCACCGAAUGUGAACGACUGUGUCACUCACUUCCUCACAGGGCCAACCUUUGAAGAUGCCGUGUUAACCUUCCUCGGAGAGGAACAGUUCGGCGACUUCUACGGGGAUCUGUAUUUUUCUUACAAAUAUGACGAUGGAUCCCGUAGACCAGAUGCCCGAGAGCGAGAGUACGGCUACACUGCCCGUGACGUUAUUGGCGGAGGCUAUGGCGGAGGCUCAUAUGUCCUGGACAUUGCGCGGCUGAUGGUUCGACACGUGGAUACCGCCAACAGCGUCGGGCAAGUCGAGGCCCUGGAGGAGGCCGAGGCCCUCACCCAGCGAUGGCAAAGUGCACUUCCAGGCAGCUUCAUGAACUCUUCCUCGUAUAUCUUCUACGACCAGUUCCGCAUCAUCGUAUCGCAGAUGACCACCAGCGUUGCACUUUGUCUGCUAGCUGUAACUAUCAUUAGCACUCUCGUCUUGGCACACCCUCUCUUGGUGAUGUCGGUCGUGCUCGUUCUGGCUCUGGUGUUCGUAAACCUGUUGGGCAACAUUAUACUCUGGGAUCUGGAUCUGAACACGAUAUCCAUGAUCAACUUGGUGAUGGCCGUGGGCUUGGUGGUAGACUACAGCAUGCAUGUCGCCCACAACUUCAGCCUUCAAGACGACAAGCUUGACAGGGCCGAACGUGCGGCACGUGCCGUGGAAGAGAUUGGCCCAGCUAUCUUUCUCGGCAUUAGCACGACUUUCGUUGCCAUGAUCCCUUUGGCUUUCUCCGCCAGCCAAGCGUUUCGAGUCUUCUUCAAGAUGUUCGUGGGCAUCGUCGUUGCUGGUGGCAGCCAUGGGCUGGUCUUCCUCCCAGUCUGUCUCUCGCUGGUGGGACCAGGUGGCACGGCAGAGCCCGAGCUGAAAAUCCAGCCGGAAAGCUAUGCCAAGAGCGUGGCAGCGGAGCAGAUUUCAAACGUAAUCGGUGCAAGCGAGAACAACGUGGCCGUGACCACUUUGCCGGAUGAGUAUGAAGGAUUUUGGCGAUUCGUUCUGAUACCAGCCUUUGACAGUACAUACCUCCAACUGGAUGGUGACGACGAGCGGGACCACUUUACCUGGGUCCACACGAAAGGUUUGCGUUCCUUCAAUGUCAAAGGCAUCCAGACGGGCCUGAGAUACUCUUGCCUCGCCGUUCAGAAGAGCUUCUCAAGCCUGGAGGGAUCGCCCCUGGAGGCGCACAUGAAGGUCCUUUGCCGGAUCUCGCAUCCUCACCUCUGCAAGGUCAUCGAAUGUUUCGAGGAGGACGAGGAGCGACUGGUGAUCUGUGAGAAGCCUUCCAAAGAGAGGCUCUUCACUGGUGAGACUGGAGAGCCAUGGAGUCUUGAUGAGACGACUGGUGCCGAUUCGCGGAAGAGUGAACGCAUUGUUGCGGAGAUGAUGCGACAGAUUCUGUCCGCCCUUGCGCAUGGGCAUGCGAGAGGAUGCGUGCACGCGAUGAUUACACCGGACAAGAUCAGGGUGAUGCAGCCGUCGUCGAAAAGCCAAUCUUCGAAGAUUCCCCAGCUCAAGGUCAUUGGCUUCGGCCUCGCAUAUGCCUUGCUGCCUCCACUGGGCAUCUUCUUGCAGAAAGACCUCGUGAAGAAGGAUCGCGACGUCGCUGCGAUGACAGGCCUCCCGUACACUGCUAUGGAAUCCAUGCUGUCCAAAGAAGUCUACCUGAACAACAUCCGAAGCCUCCAUGACUCAGGACCGGCCCAGGAGUCUGAAGAUUCUGCGGCACAGGCCUCUCCUCGCAUCUCGGUGCUGGACGAGUCGGGGGCACGAACUUCCAGCAGUUCGGCACCCCGCUCCACAGAUCUUCACCUGAUCGAUGGGCAGCUCAUGGGACGCUAUCCUCCAGGUGCUGAUAAGGCCGACGUCUGGGCAGUCGGGGCAUUGGCCUACCGACUACUGACCGGAGUCGCUCCGUUCCUGCCGAACCUGAGCACCAAGCGAAGGGAGAAGAAAGAGGAUCUCCUCAACUUCAUGCAAGAGGAGCCCAUCAAGUUUCUCAAGUCGGACUGGGCGAACCGCUCCUCAAAGUGCCUGGAUGCUGUUCGAUGCAUGUUGCGCGUGACACCCUCGCUACGUCCCAGCGCUGCUGAUCUUCUUCGUCACCCUUGGUUGAAGCUCGGCCGCGAGCCGGUGCCGUAUGUUCGGGUUCAUCGGCUGUUCGCGAACGGGUUGAACUACCUCAAGGAGACUCAGUUCAAGAAGUUGGUCAUCCGCGUCAUUGCCGAGCAGAUGCCCGAAACCGGCCCCCACAUGCAGCAGGCUCAAAGCGUCUUUCGAGCUCUGGACAGAGACCGAGACUGCUUGUUGAGCCCAGCAGAGUUUCUCGAGGGGCUACGCCUCUUCCCAGACUUGAUGGAACGCCUUGGUGAG